Molecule: messenger RNA, 500 nt
Organism: Cryptomeria japonica (Japanese cedar)
Lineage: Eukaryota; Viridiplantae; Streptophyta; Pinopsida; Cupressales; Cupressaceae
Exons: 7
Coding region: 84-464 (126 amino acids)
Source: RefSeq, a predicted model, not a curated record
UCGGCACACCUUAUGGGGAUUCAGGUCAUGAGGGACCCUCUACAUCACAUCAAGAAGAGGGUCUGACUAUUGUGACACCAUCUAUGGUGGACACUACCAUUAGGAUAGGUUAUCCUCAUAAUUUUGAUCAGAGCCAAUUUGAACGCACAUCGACAUCCUUUGAGGAGUUAGCUAGCACUGCAUUUGGUGUUGAUACUGCACAAGAUACUGCUAGAGGAGAUACUGCUACAGGAUCUGAUGAGCAUAUGCAUGAGACAGGUGGAUCUGGACCACGUCCCGAGGACAAGAGAGAUACUGCUAUAGGAUCUGAUGAGCAUAUGCAUGAGACAGGUGGAUCUGGACCACGUCCUGGGGACAAGAGAGAUACUGCUACAGGAUCUGAUGAGCAUAUGCAUGAGACAGGUGGAUCUGGACCACGUCCUGGGGACAAGAGACCACGAGAUGUUAUUGAUGAUAGCACUUAGAUUUUACUAUUUAUUUGGCUUUGAUAUGUACUUUUU